UUGAAAAUUAAUGCUCAAUCUCAUCUUCCUACGACAUCUCGUGUGAAGGCUCGUGAUCUUCAACAGAAAGUACUAGAGAUUGAAAGAUAUGAUUAUCAUUCGGAGAAAUUCAAAGAUAUCUGGGAUAUACGGCUGAAAGUUUUCGUUGAAGAACAAGGGGUUCCUGAAGACGAGGAACUCGAUGCAUAUGAAGAGUCUUCGGAGCAUUUUCUUUGUUUUGAUCCAGAAGAAAAUAAGAAUGUGGGAGUAUUUCGUUUGAAUGUGAAAGAGCCUUUUGUCAAACUUGAACGAGUUGCAAUCUUGAAGGAAUGUCGUGGAAAACGAUUUGGAGCCGUUAUUACAAACUGGCUGUUGAAGUAUUGUAAAAACAAAUGGCCAAAUCUGUUAGUUGUAGCUCAUGCUCAAUCAUCAGUCUUACCUUUCUAUGGAAAGCUUGGAGCUAUUGUUGUAUCAGAUGAAUAUCUGGACGAAGUCAAUAUACUACAUCGAACAGUCAUAUUUCCUGAUCUUACCUACAUUUCUCAAUAUGAUGUUCGACAGUAUGAUGAGAAUCUAUCAACGUGUGUCUACAAAGGUGAAUAUAAUGAUCCGAAUGUUAUCAAAAACAUCAAAUCACUUCUGCAUGAUAUACAAGAGAAUAGAUUUAUAACAUUGGGCACUUUAAUUGAAUUAUGCGAUUCAAGAAUCAUUGGAUUAGGCCUGUUCAACAAAUUUGUCAAAUAUGCUACAUGGAUCAUUGAACAACAAUCACGUACAAAUGUCUUUAAAGAUUUAUUUGUGCCAUCCUAUCCAUUGGAGCAACUGAUCAAAGAUGAAACGUUUUUGAUACAUAUGGCUUGGAAAGAAUUGAAUACUGGUCAUUAUUCGAAUGUAGAUGAACGUUGGAGAUAUUUCUAUUUUGGUGUAUUACUUGCCAAAACAGUUCGAUUACGAAAUGAGCAUAACUAUAAGGAAGCAUUGAACGCAUUCGAUAUGGCAAUUUUGAUGGGACGUCAUAAGUUUGAUGACUGUUUUAUUCUCAAUAUAACAAAUGAUUUGAAGAAUUCGUUAGAACGUUUGCCUAUUGUAGACUGUCAUUUGAAAAAUAUUCAGCCGCCAAUCAGUUUAGAGCAUUCCAAGAACAUUUCAAUUCAGCAACAUGAUUUGAGUGAUGAAGCAUUCUACGAGCAAUAUGGUUUACCUAAUCUUCCUGUUCAUAUCCGUAAUCUGGUGCAGAGCUGGCCUGCAUUCACGAAAUGGAAUUUUGAAUAUUUGAACGAUGUCAUGGGUCAUAGGCUAGUACCCAUUGAAAUAGGCACCAAAUACACUGAAGAUGGUUGGUCACAGAAAAUUAUUUCUGCUAAUGAGUUUUUCGGAAAAUGCAACGAAAGUUCUGGAGACGAGGGGAUUCAUUAUCUUGCUCAACACCGGUUACUCGAUCAAAUCGUUGAGUUGAAGGCCGACAUAACCACUCCUUCCUUAUGCACUGUCACCGGGGCUUCAGAAGAGGACACUGAGAAAAACCUCUGGAUAGGGCCUCAAGGAACAGUGUCUCCUCUCCACACUGAUCCACGACAUAACUUAUUCUGUCAGGUGUACGGAAGGAAGUUCUUACGUUUAAUCCCUCCAACAGAUACAGAACACGUCUAUCCCAUUCAAGAUGGCAUUUUAACGAACACUAGUCAGGUUGAUGUGGAGCAUCCGGAUUACGAAGAAUUUCCAAAUUUCGCAAAAGCUCAGUGUUUCGAUGUGAUUUUGGAAGCAGGAGAUGCUCUAUAUAUCCCGAAAAAGUGGUGGCAUUUCGUGAAAUCACUGAGUCCAUCAAUAUCAGUCUCAUGCUGGUUUGAUUUGGAAUUAGAAGAUUGA
Molecule: messenger RNA, 1845 nt
Organism: Auanema sp. JU1783
Lineage: Eukaryota; Metazoa; Nematoda; Chromadorea; Rhabditida; Rhabditidae
Source: the annotation of a GenBank genome assembly